AUGUAUGCUCAAGCAGCUACAGCUAUGCCUCAACAUCAACAAGCUCCGAAACAACAAGGACAACAAUAUAAUCAAACUAAUUCAUCAACAGGUAUUGGUGGUAAUGAGGCUUAUUAUAGUCGUGGUUCAUCAUCAUCAAAUAAAGAAGGACAAUAUAUGUAUACAGCACCUACUCAACCUCAACAUGUUCAAACACAAUCUGGUGGUCAACAACAAAAUGUUAAUAAACAACAACAACAACAACGUCCUAGUGGUAAUGUUUAUAAUAAUCAACAAGGUCAACAACGUCCAUUUCAAUAA
Messenger RNA from Rotaria sp. Silwood2, 300 nucleotides. The record is from the annotation of a GenBank genome assembly. Lineage: Eukaryota; Metazoa; Rotifera; Eurotatoria; Philodinida; Philodinidae.